This is a messenger RNA of Xyrauchen texanus (razorback sucker), 1558 nucleotides long. Its product is annotated as glutamine synthetase-like. The transcript is spliced from 6 exons. Gene Ontology annotation, cellular component: cytoplasm. The record is from RefSeq and is a predicted model, not a curated record. Gene Ontology annotation, molecular function: glutamine synthetase activity. The coding region runs from base 103 to 1191 and encodes 362 amino acids. Lineage: Eukaryota; Metazoa; Chordata; Actinopteri; Cypriniformes; Catostomidae.
CUUAUCACAAUUGUAUGCCACUUGGCAUAACAUCAUAUUAAAUAGCUUAAUUUUUGUUUUGUUUAUAUUUGACUUCUGACUGAGUUGUGAAUCUGGUCCAGCAUGUCCCAUGUAUCUCACAGCUCAAGUCUUAACAAGGUCCUGCGCCAGCAAUACCUCAGUUUGCCUCAGGGAGACCUCUGUCUGGUCACUUAUGUCUGGAUCGACGGUGUGGACCUGUGUAUCAAGACUCGAACCAUGGAUUCUGAGCCAAAAAGCAUAGCAGAUAUACCAGAAUGGGACAUGGCUGCAUCAUCCGUCAUUGAGAUCCUACUGGCUCCUGUCUGUAUGUUUAGAGACCCCUUCCUUUUGGACCCUAAUAAACUGGUGCUGUGUGAGGUGCUUAAGCACACCCGGGAACCUGGAGAAUCGAACCAUCGUAACAGCUGUAACAAGGUCAUGGAAAAGGUCAAAGACCUUCACCCUUGGUUUGGAAUGGAGCAAGAAUAUACACUAUUUGGAGUGGAUGGGCACCCUUUCGGCUGGCCAAGAUUUGGCUUCCCUAAGCCACAAGGUCUGUAUCAUUGCAGUGUUGGUGCUGACAGGGCCUUUGGCAGAGACAUUGUGGAGUGCCAUUAUAAAGCCUGUCUGUAUGCUGGCAUCAAAAUCGGUGGCACUAAUGCAGAGGUCAUGCCCUCUCAGUGGGAGUUCCAGGUGGGACCAUGCAAAGGUAUUGACAUGGGAGAUCAUCUGUGGAUGGCCCGUUUCCUGCUACACAGGGUAUGUGAAGAUUUUGGGGUGGUUGCCACUUUAGAUCCAAAACCCAUGAAAGGAGAUUGGAAUGGAGCUGGUUGCCACGUCAAUGUGAGCACUGUGCACACCAGAGAGGAAGGAGGGAUUUGGCAUAUUGAGAAAGCCAUCGAGAAUCUGAGAAAGCGACAUGAAGAGCAUUUGCGGGUGUACGACCCACACUGUGGCGAGGAUAACAAGCGUCGCCUCACGGGUCUUCACACGACCUCCAGCAUCACUGAAUUCUCAGCAGGUGUUGCUAACCGAGAGGCCAGCAUUCGUAUUCCUCAUCAGGUGGCUCAAGACAAACGCGGCUAUUUUGAGGAUCGCCGUCCUGCUGCCAACUGUGACCCAUAUGCUGUGACCUGCACAAUUGCCCGCACCUGCAUGCUGGAGGAGGAAGACGUCCAUGAAUUGGAAUAAUGCACUCUUUAAAACAAAUAGCAGUUAUUUAGAAUGUUGUAAUGAUGUAAUAAGCUAUAUUUGACAUAACACGAUUUGUUUGUAUAACAUGGUUAUUGAGCUUUGUGGUGUCUCUAAAUCUUUGGACUAUACUUGACAAGGUAAUAUGUAGGUUACAGUGUCUGCUUUCUCCUUAUGUUGCCUAAAUUUGUAUAGAUGUUGAAUGUAAUAAACAUUUAAAGCACUGAUUUGGUAAAGCCAGAUAUGUUCACAAGUCCCUGAAGUCUCAAGGCUUUUGGUCUAUUUCUUUUUUGGAAAUAGUUCUUUAUCUGCAGCUGGAUAGUUUAAUAAACCCUGUAUAAGGCUAAUUCAAUUUUGAAAUAUUAAA